CAGUCAGACAGCCAGCUAUGUGCGAGAGUCCAGCUGCUGAGUCGUUCCACCGCUAUAAAAUAUGAGUGGAUGAUAUUGCGUCUGACCGCCCCCUCCGCUUCUGGCCUUCCUGCUGCUACCCGUGCACGUCGCUCUGCUAGACUCACACUUGUCGGCCUCACCAUGAGUCAACCUGGUCAGUAUCUCAUCCUUCCCGAGCUUGGCGACCAGCGCCAAGCUUCCACCGUCAUUCAAUUUCUCGUCCUUGGUUUUUGGAGCUGGGAGCUGAUCACCACUUCAGGCUGGGAAGUCGGACAAUGGCAAAAGUCAAGUCGCAAGUGGUCCCUUUGGCUCUUCACUUUUGGUCGCUAUUACGGCUUGGUGGGGCAGAUCGCGGCAUGCGUAAUCAACGUCCUGCCCGGCGUGACCACGGCGUACUGCUCCAAGUAUCAAGCGCUUUUGCCACUGAUUGACGCUAUCGGAUAUGCCAUCGUCAUGCCCCUCAUGAUGGUCCGUACAUGGGCGAUUUGCAACAAGAAUCGCUUUGUGGGGGUCCUGCUUGCCGUCAGCUGGCUGGCUUCUCUGGCGCUGUCUCUGUACGCGGCACAGUUCUACAUCGGAACGCCUUUUGCAAACGUACCCGGCCUGGGACCUAUUGGCGGCUGCACGAAUGCUAUUGCUAACUUCUGGCCUACCUGUGAGUGCAAGUUAAUGCAGGCGCAUCCAAUGAUCUACAAGUACAGCUCACGUCCGGUGAAUCGACUUGUCCGCAACCUAGCCAUGUUCAUCGCGUGGGGCACGGUCGACGUGAUGUGCUUUGUGCUGGCUGGUGGUCAGAUCCUGCUACUGUGGAGGCGUACUGGGUUUAGAUCCUCCUUGCAACAAGCCCUCUUUAGAGAGGGUCUGCAAUACUUCAUCACCGUGAUGUCGAUCAACGUCAUCAACAUUGCCUUCACAGUGACGAACACUUUGCCACCAUUCAUUCGGCCAGCUAUGGCCCAGCCAGCAGCUGUCGCAACAUGUGAGUGAGGUGAAGGUGCUGUCGAGAGUGCUGUCACGCAUCAUGCUGAAAUCGUUGCCCUUUCUCAGUGGUUGGAACGUCGCGCUUGUACAUGGCGCUCCUCAACUUGGGCAGUCAGGGCUAUGCCGCCGGCUCCACUUCCAGCAGGGAUCAAGUGCAAGCGAAGG
Molecule: messenger RNA, 1167 nt
Organism: Ceraceosorus guamensis
Lineage: Eukaryota; Fungi; Basidiomycota; Exobasidiomycetes; Ceraceosorales; Ceraceosoraceae
Exons: 2
Coding region: 70-1008 (312 amino acids)
Source: RefSeq, a predicted model, not a curated record